Drosophila subobscura is the source of this 923-nucleotide messenger RNA. Its product is annotated as alcohol dehydrogenase. Lineage: Eukaryota; Metazoa; Arthropoda; Insecta; Diptera; Drosophilidae. The transcript has 4 exons. Gene Ontology annotation, cellular component: cytoplasm. Gene Ontology annotation, molecular function: alcohol dehydrogenase (NAD+) activity. Bases 68 to 844 code for a protein of 258 amino acids. The record is from RefSeq and is a predicted model, not a curated record.
UUAUCAGUAGUACAACGUCCGUCGUGGAACGCAGUUCACCCGAUCCGACCAUUAGAGCAACAGCGACAUGGAUUUGGCUGGCAAGAAUGUGGUUUACCUUGGAGGAUUCGGCGGCAUUGGCCAGAAGUGUGUGCAAGAGCUGCUCCGGCGGCAGCUGAAGGCACUGGCCGUCUUUGACAUGACGGAGAAUGCUGAGGCGUUGGCCGAGUGGCGGGCAGGCAGUCCGGGCACGGAGAUCUUCUACCAAAAAGUGGACAUCACCCGGAAGGAGGACAUCGAGGCGGCCUACAAGGCAACCGCUGAGCGACUGGGACACUUUGAUGUGGUCGUCAAUGGCUGUGGACUGAUGAACGAUCGCCUGGUGGAGCUCACCAUUCAGAUUAACUUGCUGGGCGUCAUCCAGAGCACUUUGGCUGCCCUGGAGUACAUGGACAAGUCAAAGGGUGGCAGGGGUGGACUCAUAGUAAACAUUUCCUCGGUGGCUGGACUCCAGCCCACGGCUCUGAUGGCCAUCUAUUCGGCAGCCAAGACUGGCGUUACAACCUUCACACGCUCCAUGGCUAAUCCCAUUUACUACGCCCACUCGGGUGUGAGCUUUGUGACCAUUUGUCCGGGAUUCACUGAGACGCCACUGCUGGACGACAUCUCCAGCAAGACGACCUUCACCUACCACACACCCAUGUUGGACAUGUUCCAGAGGGUGAAGCGCCAGAAGCCAGAGGACUGUGCCAGGAAUCUCGUGCAGGCCAUGGAGCAGGCCCAGAAUGGGGCAGUUCUCAUGCUGGAGCUGGGCGACACCCAGGAGAUUCAGAUACCCGACUUCUGGAAGCCCCAGCUCGAGUAGAAAACACUUUUGCAAUCUUAUCUAACGAUUAUUAUUAUACUCGUUGUGUACCCAAAUAUAAACUCAUGUUAUAAUCUCU